Molecule: messenger RNA, 1092 nt
Organism: Megalopta genalis
Lineage: Eukaryota; Metazoa; Arthropoda; Insecta; Hymenoptera; Halictidae
Source: RefSeq, a predicted model, not a curated record
AUGGUCGUUACUAAUGAACAGGUUGUCAAUGUGAAGUUUAGAAAAGAAAAGAAAAGAAAAGACAAAGAGAUUCUCAGAACGACUCGCAUUGCAAUGUUCGAAAACGUGACACCGGAGAAGGCGAUUACGUUCGUCCGAUUUAGCGUAGGUUUGAUCUGUGCCUGGCCGCUCCCCGCGGUGGCUACGAAAGCUCAGGUUUUGUGUUUCAGAAUCACGAAAGUGUUGAAUAUUCUUAGCGCUCUUGGUCUAUUCUUUCCGGUAUUGUACGCAAUGGUUCUUCACCGCGACGAUGCGAUCGAAUUCACGAAGGCGGCGCUCAUGUUAAUAGCUUGUGCCCAACUUCUAACGCAGAUACUGAUUUGUAGCAGUCAGUAUGACCGUUUUCAGCGUUUGAUCGAGAAUAUUACAGCUUCCUUCAAGAGCGCGAAGUCCUAUGAAAGACGCGUGUUUCAACGAUAUGUUAAUACGUACGCCAAGUUUUACGGACUGGCAGCGUUGUGGUAUUACGUGUCGUCAGCGGUCGUCGUUUUCGGAAGUAUUUUAUUGCCUCAACCAUUUCCGACAGUCUCCGAGUAUCCGUUCCGCGUCGAUUACGAACCAGUGAGGACAAUAAUCUUCGUGCACCAAGCCUUUGUCGGCUUUCAAUGCUCCGCGGCAGUCUGCGUGAACAUGUUCGCAGCAGUGUUAAUGCUGUACGCUGCGGCGAGAUUCGAGAUUCUGAUGAUAGAUCUGAAAGAGGCUACCAGCUACGACGCGUUUGCCGUGUGCGUUCAAAAGUAUCACGCGGUGACCGGAUUCGCGAAGGAUGUCGUCAAGGGUACUAGGUAUAUAGCAUUGUUCACGGUAGUUUAUAGCGGUAUAGCUCUUGUACUCUGUGGUCUGAAUAUUAUAGGACGGCAAUCCUUCUUGGUAAAACUGCAGUUUUGUUUCUUGGCUUGGGUUUCAUUGGUGGAGGUUUUCAUGUGCGUGUUGCCGGCUGAUAAUUUGAUAAAUGUGAUUGUUUCUGUUACAGUGGAGUGGUAUAUGACCGUGUGUCCAACUGACGCCCUGAUAGACGUGGUACCGUUCUGGACAACCAGCUGCAGCGACUGA